CUGAUAUUAAAUCACAUAGUCGAUUGAAGCUUUCAUUCUGUUUUCACUUAGCACUAGCAUUAUGGCAGAUCAGUACCCAAAAGAGAUCAAAGAGAACCAUGCAGCAACGAAGGUGGAAGAAGAGCCUGCUACUGGCUGUGGAAUGUUUGAUUUCUUGAAGAAGGAAAAUGACAACCCCCAACCUGAAGAACAGAAGCACACCUUUGCUGAAAAGCUCCACCACCAUGAUGGUAGUGCCUCUAGCUCGUCUAGCAGUGAUGAAGAAGGCGGGGAGAAGAAAAAGAAGGGACUGAAGGGUAAGAUGAAGGAGAAGAUCACCCGCAAAAAGGAAGAGGAAGUUGCUUACCAUGCACCCAUUCCGGCUGCAAAGGGCAAUGAUAUCGAGAGUGGAGUUUCGAAUGGUGAGGAGAAGGGAUUCAUAGAGAAGAUCAAAGAAAAGCUUCCUGGACAGCACAAGGAAGCUGAAGUUGGUGCUCCUCCCGAGUAUCAUGCUCCACAUGAAGGUGAGCCAGAGGAGAAGAAAUGAAUCAUGGAGAAGAUUAAGGAGAAGCUCCCUGGUGGUAACAAGAAUGAAGAGGAGAAGCCCAAGGAGUACUAACUGGCAGGAGAUGGAUGGA
Argentina anserina (silverweed cinquefoil) is the source of this 617-nucleotide messenger RNA. RefSeq names its product phosphoprotein ECPP44-like. Gene Ontology annotation, cellular component: cytosol; membrane. Bases 62 to 526 code for a protein of 154 amino acids. Gene Ontology annotation, biological process: cold acclimation; response to abscisic acid; response to water deprivation. The record is from RefSeq and is a predicted model, not a curated record. Lineage: Eukaryota; Viridiplantae; Streptophyta; Magnoliopsida; Rosales; Rosaceae. The transcript has 2 exons.